This is a messenger RNA of Colletotrichum karsti, 2493 nucleotides long. RefSeq names its product putative PIF1. The record is from RefSeq and is a predicted model, not a curated record. The coding region runs from base 1 to 2493 and encodes 830 amino acids. Gene Ontology annotation, molecular function: ATP hydrolysis activity; DNA helicase activity. Lineage: Eukaryota; Fungi; Ascomycota; Sordariomycetes; Glomerellales; Glomerellaceae. The transcript has 8 exons. Gene Ontology annotation, biological process: DNA repair; telomere maintenance.
AUGGUAAUCUUAAACAUUCCCCAAGCUCGCGUGCUCCCACGACCACCGAACCUGCCACAAAUCGCGCCGUCGGUUGUGAGCAACAUGUCUCUUCCUGGCCGCGGCCAGGUACAUGAGCCGCCCGGCACCCGCUUCACCCUUGCACCGAGCCCAAAGCGAAGACGAGUCGAGCUAAACCCCGAACCCGAUUAUAUCAACCUCGUAUCUGACGAGGAGGAGGAGGAGAGGCAGGACGGGAAGCCGAGUUUCUUCUUUGAUCUCGGUCCAAAGCAGCGCUCCUCCUCGCGCAAUGCGAGGAAUGCCGUACAACCUUCCCGAAGCCGCGCGUCCGUGGCCGGCUCCUCCCAAGGGAACACACAAUCUGCUACCCGACCACCUGCCGAGACGGAGAUGCAAAGGAAAGCACGGAUAGAUACAGCGGCUAAACGGCUCGCUACGUCAGUGGUCGACUCGCUCAUGCCUCAGUACCUCCAGGGCGUGCCGGAGAAGGUAUACGGGAAGAAGAAGGCUAAGAAGGGCAAGAUUAACAAUUACUACGUUGUUUGGAGUGGAAGGAAGUGCGGCAUCUUCACGGACUGGGCUACGUGCGAGGCCCAAGUAAGAGGAUGGCCUAAUCAAGGCUACCAAGGGGAAGAACACUACGAGGAUGCCAAAAUCAUUCUUCGCGAAAGACUCAUCAAAAGGCUUACGGAGGAAAAGAUGUCAAAGCUCAUCGAUGAGGACAGGCAACUUAACCACAGCCAGUUCUCUUCAGGGCCAAGCAACGGCCAUCGCUAUCAGCACUACCAGCAACCGCCACUACAACAACAUCUCCGGGUUCCAGACAGUGGAGUCUCUGAAAAUGGGGCCGCAGAAGAAUCUGGUGGCGAAGAUUUCAUACCGGUCGAAGACAAUGAACCGGCCGAGGUAUCGAAGGAGCCUCCCCUUUGUGAGGAGCAGCAGGACGCCAUGGAUCUUGCCAUGCAAGGCCGCAAUCUGUUCAUUACUGGAUCCGGCGGGUGCGGCAAGUCAGUGCUCGUCAGAGCGCUCUACGACAGAUUCAAAGCUAUGGGCAAAAGCGUCUACUUGAUCGCACCCACCGGGCAAGCCGCUCUCAACAUUGGCGGCAGAACAACCUUCAACUAUGCCACUUGGUAUCCAGACGACAUGAAGAAGCCACUUGCCGAGGUUUUUAACAAAAUAAGAGGGAAAAAGGUCCGGAAGCGUUUACUUGGGACUGAUGUUCUCAUCAUUGACGAGAUCAGCAUGGUUGAGAACUUGUUUUUCGACCGCUUCAGCCGUUAUAUGUGCCAUGCGCGCAAUAACAGCAGCCCUCUGGGUGGCGUCCAGGUUAUUGCUGUUGGUGACUUUUGCCAAUUACCCCCGGUUAUGCCGUUCCAGAACUGUACCUCGUGCAGCGUGGCGCUGAGGAGACAAGGCGGCGUGUACUUUUGUGGGCAAAGUGCAUGCGAACUGUACGGCCAGAAAUUCAUGGAUGAAGACAAAUGGGCAUUUAGGUCCCCUGAGUGGAACAGGUGCGCCUUCGAGUAUGUGCACCUGACCAAGAUUCAUCGCCAGCGAGAUGAGCAGUUCGUCAACGUUCUUCAGAACUGUCGAUUGGGCAGAAGGUUGGGCAAAGGCGAGAUCGACCUCCUACUUGAUCACAAGUGUGAGGCCCCUGACAAGAGCGCGGAUGCCUUCUAUGCGCCACAUUCCCAGAAACCAUUACACAAGCUCAAGGAACAUCGAUACUCCAAGCUCGGGACUUUCAACAUCAAUAUGCCUGUGGUUUUGCUCUCAAACAUGGAUCUGAAAGCGGGCCUCUGCAACGGCAGUCAGGGGAUCGUAUGCGGUUUCGUACCACCGAACGAGCUGGAGGAGCCCAAAUAUCCCAACGAAGACAACUACAAGGAUGACCCGUCCGGGUACCGGGCCGCGACGCAAAGAUACUCCCAGAUCACGGCAUUCGUGACAUCGCGCCACACGCCAGAUCAAUUCCCCAAGGUUCGAUUCGCUAACGGCGAAGUCCGCGCCAUCGGCCCCGACUGCACGGUUUCCGAGAUCGGAGCGAAGCACCCGUACAGCCUCCUGUCUCGCACGCAGAUUCCUCUCGCCCCGGGCUGGGCCAUGACCUUCCACAAGAGCCAGAGUCUUUCCCUGGAUCGCGUCAUUGUCAACCUGGGCGCCGCGUGGGAGAAGGGACAAGCCUACGUGGCCGUAAGCAGGGCUCGGUCGCUCCGGGGUUUGAAGGUGCUCGGCCUCACAGCGGCCACUGUGAAUUCCAAGUUCGAGCUCGAUCCAAUGGUCAAGUCAUUCAUGGAGCAGCUCGAAGCCAGGAAGAAGGCAGAGAGCGUGCGGAACCCACGGCAGCGGGAGUCCGGAGUGGUGGCGCAUCCUGGACCGCCACCAGAGUCUGAGUAUGAGUCUGAGUCUGAAGCUGGUUAUGAGCCUGAGUUUGGGUACUCAGAUGAAGACUUAUGUCAGGGGGAGAAUCCCUAUCGGCCAGAGGAAUAG